GGAGGAAUGGCGGCUCCUCGGAGUUUCUUCAUCACUCUCUCCGGUUUAUUCCUGUUUUUUUAUUCCUCUUGUGGAUCUACGACCUCCGGCAUCAAGAGAGCAAACCAGGAGCGAUGCGGUUACAAGGUUCAGUCUGGUGCAGAUGGAAGUCGCAGGUUGGCCGUCACCUUCAGAGCUGACAACUGCUCGUUGAACUACCCGUUGGGGAAACAUGUGAUCCAUGAGGUCACCAACGUCUCCUUCAGCCACCUGGCCUGUGAGGAUCAGGCCGCCGUGGUCGUCCACUGGGCUGCCAGUCCGCUAGGAAUCGAACACAUUAAAGGCUUCAGAGUUUAUCUGGAGGACAAGAAUCCAGAAGGGAAACAGUGUCAACAUCUCAUCCUCAAAGACCCUCGACAGCUCAACUGCUCCUACAAGAACACGAAGCUGAGCAGCCAGCCGUUCAGCGGUUUGACCUUUGACACCGACUACAUGGUUCGUGUCGUUCCUUUCCCGACUCUGAUGAACGAGAGCUUCUUCCCUCCGUCCUUCCUCCGUACCAACUCGUGUGAAGUCCUCCUGGGAUCAGACAACCUGGUUUGCAAACCAUUCUGGAAGCCAAAGACCCUGAGCGUGUCCCAGCUGGGAUCGAACCUCCAUGUGGCGUUCGACCAGGCGCCAGCCUCCUUCGGCUUCCACUUCUACUUCCUGUACUACAAGCUGAGGCAGGUCGGACCCUUCAGACAGCAGCGCUGCAAACCAGAUGUGAACCAGCACAGAACGACAUGCAUCCUCCAGGACGUCACUCCAGGGACCUACACUAUCGAGCUGAGAGACGACGGUAACACAACCAGGAGGCAAAGUCAGUACCACGUCAGCCAGGUCCUCUCCACCUGGGCGGGGCCUAUCCGGGCCAUGGCCAUCACGGUGCCUCUGGUCAUCAUGUCUGCCUUCGCCACUCUCUUCACUGUCAUGUGUCGCAAGAAACAGCAAGAAAACAUCUACAGCCAGCUGGACGAGGAGAGCAGCGAGUCGUCCAAUCACAGCGCGGCGUUGAACGCGGAGCGGCCGUGGCCCCGCCCCAAAGUCUUCAUCUGUUACUCCAACCGAGACUGUGCCAAACACAUCGCCGUCAUCCAGAGCUUCGCCUACUUCCUGCAGGACUUCUGCAGCUGUGAGGUGGUGUUGGACCUGUGGGAACAUCUGGAGAUGUGCAGAGAGGGUCAGAUGUCGUGGCUCAGCAGACAGCUGGACGAAGCCAACUUCAUCAUCACCGUCUGUUCCAGAGGACUACGCUACUACAUAGAGAAGAAGAGUCGCAGAGGGAAGACACCAGUCAGUCGCCGUAGUGGCAGCAGCAGCAGCUCUCCGAUUGGUGGAUCAGGCGGUGACCUGUUCAUUGUGGGCGUGGCCAUGAUCGCCGAGAAGCUUCGGUUGGCGAAGCAGAGCGAGGGGGGCGGAGCUCAGGAGCUGAACCGCUACAUGACGGUUUAUUUUGACUAUUCCACAGAAAACGACAUCCCCACCAUGUUGAGUCUGGCUCCCAGGUUUAAGUUGAUGGACCAGCUGCCUCAGCUCUUCAGUCGGCUCCACUCCAGUCAGUCCAGUUUGGCUGAUCGCGAGUCGCAGCCUCUCAACGUCUCCAGGAGGAACUACUUCAGGAGCCGAUCCGGACGCUCGCUCUACGUCUCCAUCUGCAACAUGCACCAGCACAUCAGCCAGAACCCCGACUGGUUUGAGAAGCAGCUUUCUCCUCCUUCAGAAGGUUCCUCAGCCUCGUCCUCCUCCAAGCAUCCUCCGGUCCCAACUGUCCCGGGUCCAAGCCCUCCUCCAAAGACUCCCUGCCCCUCCUCCUCGUCUCAGCCUGUGCAGAGGUUCGACUCCGGCUUGGUGCUGAAUGAGGUGGUGGUGAACACGCCGCCCCUGGAGGGGCAGAGGAGGAACAUGCUCAUGCUUGUCCCCGGAUCUAGUCCCAGUCUGAACCUAGGCCACAGUUCUAGUCCCAGUCCGGAUCCCUGUCCCAGUCCAGGUCUGCCACACUGCUCUCUGUCCAUGCUGGGAGCCACUUCAAGGUCCACUUCUGGAUUAUCUGGACUGUCACCUGAAGAAUCCUCCUCCUCCUCUACCUCCUCCUCCUCCUCUGCUCCCUCCAUCCUCCAGGAUGUUGUGUGUCCUCUCCUCACUCAGGCCGAAGAAGGCCAUCGUUCCCCUCCGGAGGCCCCGCCCCCUCGCGAUUCGGGCAUCUACGAUUCGUCCGUUCCUUCCUCGGAGCUCUCCAUUCCCCUGAUGGAUGGACUGUCACAUGACCAGGCUGACUCCUCCUCCCUGGCAGACAGCGAGUCAUCUUCUUCGGGGUUGGGUGACGAGGAGCCGCCUGCCGUCACGUCGCUCCGCUGCAAAGCAGAGCUGCACCACCAUCACCACCUGGAGCACAGCGACGGACCCGCACCUGUGGCGUCGUCAUAGGACACACCUCCGGCCAAUCAGAAGAGGAGCAGCACUGGUGAUGUCAUCAUAGGACCCCAAAAAAAAUAUCUUGGACCUGAAUCCUCUCUUAAACUAUCUAAAGGUACUUUGUUCGCUCUGCCUGGAGGAUUUCUUAUUUUGAAGGACUGGAUCUCCAGACGCUGGCAGAGCGGACCAGUUCAAACCAAAGACUCAGCACUGUGGAUUGAUUGAUUGAUUGAUUGACAGCUGACUCAUGUAUGAGUGGACGUUCAGGCACUUUUUGAUGCAGGAAGGCACAACAUGUCCAGAUGCUCCCGACAACAACAACAACAACGGGACGAACGCGGCUUCUGAAGGUUUUUGUUUUAAACCAAAAGCUGCUGAUUAUACAAUGUGGCGACAGAAUAUAUAUUUUGUAUUAUUCUCAACAUUUAGGAUCAACACCAAGUACGCACUAAAUACUUUUGGGGGGAAAACCACAUAUUCAUCAAUGACUGUUGUCCUUUAAAAAGAGUUUGUUUGAUGUGCUUUUUUGAGCAUUUUUCUCAUUAUAAAGAGGAAUUCUCUCAAAACAUUUUUAUUAAUAUUCAUUGGAUUUAAAGUUUUUCCUCUCAUAUGUUUUAACAGCAUACCUUAUUUAAAAUGUCUUCAUGGCCAGUGGCUAAUAAAAAACUGUAAUAUUAUUUUUGACAAACUGUUAACUGAACAGAGCUGUCGGAAACCUACUAAAACCUGCUAAUGUGACGUAAUGUAGUGGAAGAAUUGUGUGAAAUAUGUGUUAAAUUGAAAUUCUGUGAUUUUCUCUGCAAAGUUCAGAACACACAAUUAAAAUUCAUUCAUCUGUUGGCUCCACACGGACGCCAUAACAUAUUGAAUACUGUGGUUACAUAUUUAAAAGUAUUGAAUAUUAAUGUUACAUUCAUAGUCAUGUAUUUCUUAUUAAUCCUUUUCUAACAUUGUUGCAGGAAGCAGCGAUGAUGAGGGCAUUACUUUUGUUGUAGAAUGACUGAAAACCACUUUAAAGAUGCAGCUACGGAGGCUCGUUACGGCCAGAGCAAGAAAUACACACAAAAUUAUGAUGUCACAUUUUUUAUUUACUAAAAUAAAACUUAUGAGAUACAAAAUUAGAUUGUAUAAAAGUAAAUCAACAUUCUGAACUAUGAUCCAAACACUCAACUCAAUUAUUGAUCCCAUGAACAUGCUUCAUAUCUGACGCAAGUAUCAGAACGCUACGACUUUGUUAUUGAUCGUUUAAAGUUGUAUUUCCUCAAAUUGACUCAAAUGUGUUGAGUUGCUGCUGAAGGCAGAGUGACGUCUUCUGGUUCAUCUUCGGGUUUGACCUCUUUGGAAGGGAAGAGUCAGCGUUUCCUACUUGUAAAUAAUAUUCUUAUUCUUAUUUUUCCCUGGAAAUGUCUGUUCUGCUUCAACUUUGUACAUUUAGACUGUUGUAUCACUAUUCUUUCUACAAUAUUCUAGAGAUGUACUGUUUUAUAGUACCUUAAUGUAGGAAAUAGAUA
Molecule: messenger RNA, 3944 nt
Organism: Anarrhichthys ocellatus (wolf-eel)
Lineage: Eukaryota; Metazoa; Chordata; Actinopteri; Perciformes; Anarhichadidae
Gene: il17rd
Product: interleukin 17 receptor D
Exons: 16
Coding region: 7-2445 (812 amino acids)
Molecular function (GO): interleukin-17 receptor activity
Source: RefSeq, a predicted model, not a curated record